Messenger RNA from Hyaena hyaena (striped hyena), 2771 nucleotides. It is a transcript of the gene PADI3, whose product is annotated as peptidyl arginine deiminase 3. Bases 1 to 1995 code for a protein of 664 amino acids. The transcript is spliced from 16 exons. The record is from RefSeq and is a predicted model, not a curated record. NCBI's taxonomy places the organism in Eukaryota, Metazoa, Chordata, Mammalia, Carnivora, Hyaenidae. Gene Ontology annotation, molecular function: protein-arginine deiminase activity; calcium ion binding. Gene Ontology annotation, cellular component: cytoplasm.
AUGUCAAUGCAGAGGAUUGUGCGCGUGUCCCUGGAGCAUCCCACCAGCGCCGUGUGUGUGGCUGGCGUGGAGACCCUCGUGGACAUUUAUGGGUCAGUACCUGAGGGCACAGAGAUGUUCGAGGUCUACGGGACCCCCGGCGUGGACAUCUACAUCUCUCCUAGCCUGGAGAGGGAUCGGGAGCGUGCAGACACCAGGCGGUGGCACUUUGACACGGGGCUGGAGAUCAUCGUGGUCAUGAACUCGCCCAGCAAUGACCUCAAUGACAGUCAUGUUCAGAUUUCCUACCACUCCAGCCAUCAAUCCCUUCCCCUGGCCUAUGCAGUGCUCUACCUCACCUGUGUCGACAUCGCUCUGGAUUGUGACCUGAACUGUGAGGGCAGAGAGAACAGGAGCUUUGUGGACAAGCGGCAGUGGGUCUGGGGGCCCGGUGGGUACGGAGCCAUCUUGCUGGUGAACUGUGACAGGGACGAUCGGAACAGUUACCACCAGGACAACUGUGACCAGCACGUGCAGUGCCUGCAAGACCUGGAAGACAUGUCAGUCAUGGUCCUGCGGACCCAAGGCCCCGCCGCCCUCUUCGACGACCACAAACUUAUCCUCCACACCUCCAGCUAUGACGCCAAGUGGGCUCGGGUCUUCCACGCCUGUGGUCCCGAGGACUCGUGUGAAGCCUAUAGGCACGUGCUGGGCCAGAACAAGGUGUCGUACGAGGUGCCCCGUUUCCAAGGCGAUGAGGAGCGCUUCUUUGUGGAGGGUCUCUCGUUCCCUGACGCCAGCUUCACGGGGCUCGUGUCCUUCCACGUCACCCUGCUGGACGACUCCAACGAGGAUUUCUCCGAGGCCCCAAUCCUCACCGACACCGUGGUGUUCCGCGUGGCGCCCUGGAUUAUGACACCCAGCACCCUGCCGCCCUUGGAGGUAUACGUGUGCCGUGUGAGGAACAACACGUGUUUUGUGGACGCGGUGGCGGAGCUGGCCCGGGAGGCGGGCUGUAAGCUGACUGUCUGCCCGCAGGCUGAGAACCGUAAUGACCGCUGGAUCCAGGACGAGAUGGAGCUGGGCUACGUCCAGGCGCCACACAAGACCUUCCCCGUGGUCUUCGACUCCCCCAGGAACGGAGAGCUGCAGGACUUCCCUUACAAAAGGAUCCUGGGUCCAGAUUUCGGCUACGUGACUCGGGAGCCACAAGACAGGUCCGUGAGCGGCCUGGACUCCUUCGGGAACCUGGAGGUCAGCCCCCCAGUGGUGGCCAAUGGGAAAGAGUACCCCUUGGGGAGGAUUCUCAUCGGGGGCAACCUGCCAGGGUCCAGAGGCCGCCGGGUCACGCAGGUGGUCCGGGACUUCCUCUAUGCGCAGAGGGUGCAGUCCCCUGUGGAGCUAUUUGUGGACUGGUUGGCCGUGGGCCACGUGGAUGAGUUUCUGAGCUUCGUCCCAGCCCCCGAUGGGAAGGGCUUCCGGAUGCUUCUGGCCAGUCCUAGUGCCUGCUUCAAGCUCUUCCAGGAAAACCAGAAGUGGGGCCACGGCAGGGCCCUCCUGUUCAAAGGCGUCGUUGGUGAUAAGCAGGUCAACACCGUCUCCAUCAACCAGGUCCUCUCCAAUGUAAACCUCAUCAGCUACAAUAAGUUUGUGCAGAGCUGCAUCGACUGGAACCGGGAGGUGCUGAAGCGGGAGCUGGGCCUGACCGAGCAAGACAUCGUGGACAUCCCCCAGCUCUUCAAGACUGAGAGGAGAAAGGCAGUGGCCUUCUUCCCUGACUUGGUGAACAUGCUGGUGCUGGGCAAGCACCUGGGCAUCCCUAAGCCCUUCGGGCCCAUCAUCAACGGCCGCUGCUGCCUGGAGGAGAAGGUGCGGUCCCUGCUGGAGCCGCUGGGCCUCCACUGCACCUUCAUCGACGACUUCACCCCGUACCACAUGCUGCACGGGGAGGUGCACUGCGGCACCAACGUGCGCCGGCAGCCCUUCUCCUUCAAGUGGUGGAACAUGGUGCCCUGAGCCCAUCCCCCCCCCAUUGUCUUCUCCCCCUGGGGCGGGACAUCGGUGGGACCCUGAACAUGAAGCAUCAAGACACCCCAAGGCUCCAGAUAGCACACUGAGGGUGACUGCCUCUCUCAGAAGCCUUUUCCCUGGAAGUGUUCACACCUCACUUGUAACCCAUUUGGUUUUCAGGCCUGAUUCUUGUGGGCCUCUCCAGAAGAAAGUCGUCAUUUCUUGAAAGCCUCUCAUGUGGCUCAACAGAACCCAUGGGGACUCCUCCAAACGUACCCCUUCUCACCCCCAAAUCCUCUGUUUGAGAUCCAAUUUACCUUGGGGUCUAGAAACAUCCAUGGGUCUCCUCUGCCAUCUUGACCUGUGUGUCCUAAGGGAGGAAGGACCCACAAUUCUGCUUUGGUGUGAUUUGCCUUUUACUCUGCAGGGGAGCACCCCUAAAGUCAGAUCCCUCCACCCAGGAGAGAGUCUACCCAUAGCUUCCCCCAGAGGGAAGGAGGUGGGGCCCACUUAGAUCAAGGUUGGAUCAUCAGUCUACCUGCCAAGCUUCUGACCAGAUGCUGAGCUCUACACGCAGUGCCCAACGUGAGCAUUCACAUAGCUGGUCCUUUCCGGAUGUGUGUUGAAGGAAUGCUUGUCAGCCCUUAGCCUUAUAAGUGCCCCACCAUCUGAAUUCAGAAAUCUGGCUUUGUCCAAAAACCUCCUGGAAUUUCUUGGAAAUGAGAGAAUGUGUCAGGGGCACCUGGCUGGCUUAGUCUGUGGAGCGUGUGACUCUUGAUCUU